GAAAUUUACGUCUACCACGAAACGUGUCCAAGAUAUGGCGUAGUAAUAGUGGCUUCGAGUGCGAUUUUUGUUGGUUCCUGCAGCUGUGCAGCAGGCCUUUCCUUCGUGCGGUAUCUGCCAAGGCUCGGCUACGUUCGUUCUUUCACUUGAAAAAUCUGGAAUGCACCCCAUAAAUGGCUGAAGCCAUGAGCAACGACUCGAAGCACGAUUCUGAUUGGGACCCAAAGGCGGGCCUCCCGAGUCCAACGUUACCGGACAAGUUUUCCUUCUCGCGCACCUCGUCUACAGGAUCCAUAGACAAUAUCCUGACGUCAUCUUCGGCUCAUAAUACAGAUGAUGAGGAUAGCGACCACAAGUCCACCAUUAGCUACAAGGAACGCAGAAGGGAAGCCCACACACAAGCUGAGCAGAAACGCAGGGACGCCAUCAAAAAGGGUUAUGAUGACCUACAGAUGCUGGUGCCCACAUGCCAACAAGACAGCACAAACUCGUUCAAAAUGAGCAAAGCAACAGUGCUUCAGAAAUCCAUAGAUUACAUAACGUUUUUGCUACAACAGAAAAAAAAGCAUGAAGAGGAACUCUCGGCACUGAGGAAGGAAGUUGUUGCUCUGCAAAUUAUGAAAGUUAACUACGAGCAAAUUGUCAAAGUACACCAAAGUCAACCUGGUCAAAACAACAAUCAUAUCAGUGAUGAAGUGAAGUUUCAAGUGUUCCAGGCGAUUGGAGACUCCUUGUUCCAGACAUUCAACUCGUCAAUAUCAGUUUCCAGUUUUGCUGAACUGUCUGCAUGUGUGUUCAGCUGGCUCGAAGAGUACUGCAAGCCCCAAACGCUCAAGGAUGUGGUGGUUCAGAUACUGUCCCAGCUGAACCAGACAAUGGGGUCACAGCAAUCUUAGCAUUUGCUGUCAGUAUGGAGUUGGGUCUCGACAUGUAGCAUAAUCUUAUGUGUCUUCUUAUCCAAGGGAAGAUUUAAAUUGGGGCUUUGCAAAAAAAAAUUUGUCCCGGUCCUUUCAAUGUGUGGUUGUCAUCGUUGCGAGUGUAAAACAGUGCUUUAGUCCUGAGUGAUUUGAACGGCUUGUUUCAUGCAGCAGGCAAAUAUCAUUUUGUUCUGGUUGGGGGAGCUGCUUAGAUGACUUUGUUGCAAGUACAGUGGAGCCUUGCAACUUGCUCGUACACUACAUUACAAUACCUUCUUUAUAUCUGACAUUAAUUAUUAGCUUACGUGCAUUAAUAGAAGAGAAAAAGUGAAAACAAGUCUAUAUGAAAAAUAAGCAGCCCAUAUGAUGCCUCCAACACACCUCUUUCGAUUUUAAUGGCCGCUCAGCUGCUUACAGUGUUAAUAUGUAAAUGCAUUUUGCACCAUCUUUAAUGUGCAACCAUGCAGUUGGUGUGAUCAGCCAAAUCUGCAUAUUGGCUGCUGCCAGAAAAGUCAAGCCAUUGGCUGAAAUGCGCACUUUUGUUUAGACUGUGCAACUUGAGCUGCUCCUGCCGAGUGCUCGACACUUGCGCUGUCAGAAUGCAUAUCUUGAGUUUCCGAGUCAGCAGAUGUUCACUCCCCUGUAAGUGAUACUGUCUUGGAUCUUGGCUAAGCAGUUUUGUUAUAGCAGUAGAGCAUUCAUGAAAAUAAAGCAGGAGCACCCAAGUUUUAGAUUUACAUAUGGUGAACUCCAUUGGGAGAACAGGAGCACUCAAAAGCACUGAAAAGUGUGCUCUUCACAGCCGGCGUGUUUCAGUGGUCGAACAGGAGUAGGAGCUCUGUCAUCCAAGGGUAGAGCGAGAGCGCUUUUGCUGCGCCAAGAGCAGUCAGAAGCAGUUUGAAGUGCUUUCGCCUGAAAAGCGGAGUAGGCGAAGUACAAAGAGAGUCACGCGACUUUGAAACGUCACAUUCUCCUUAUUUGUUUUCAUUGUGCUUCAGCCGGCGAGCGCGGUGGCAAUGACAGGAAACAUGCAAAGUUUGACACCCCUGAUAUUGGCCAUAUUUCCACUAUUUGUAUGAGUAGCAACGAUGAUGACUACGGAGUGUCCGCAGCCAUAUGUUUGCUAGAUAAGUCAUUACACAAAUGUACAUAAUUGCAAAUGAGGAUAAUGGCGCACUUGCGACUGGACAGAUUGUAGGCGUAUUUUGCUGCUGUCCCGCAGAGAAUGCCGGGGCUUCGAAUGUUUUGAUCACGGGUUAUAUUCCUCCUCACUGGUCACCCUUUCACCUGCUCUCCGAAUGAGUGCCGCAUUCCAAUGUGAGAUCGUGUGGCCCUGCUCUCAAUUCUCUGCCCCCCUACUCCUGACUGCACCACGCCUCUACUCCUGUUCUCUCAAUGGAAUUGGCCAAUAGUUACAUGCAAUACUUUAUUGGAUCUUUGUAAUGUAUUUUCCGGACCAUAGUCUGCAUCCUCUGUAUAGGUUGAAGGGGCGAACUUUGGAAAUUGGCUUUUCAGCUCGUUUGCAACCAUUAAGUAGUUCAGAAGCUAAAAAUUUUAUUUUACAGAUCAGAAAAGUUAGAUAUUUUAUUAAUGUGCAUGUCGGAGUCAAUUCUAAAAUCUGCCUAAUUAAUAUCCUCAGAGCUGCCUGAACAAAGCAUGUCAGGCUUGAUGAACAGCUGUUCAGCAUUUUCGUCUUCAGAAUUUUUAGCUCUUGCACGUGCUGAACUGCACUUGGUUGAAAUAGGUCAUGAAAGACUUUCUUUUUGGCAGCUUGACAACUCCUUUCGUACAAAUAAAAAGUUAAACAUAUAUUCAUUGCACAUUUGUCAGUGAAUUAUUGCUUAUGCACAGCAGUUGCCAUCGUUAAGUUGUUUUUGCUUAGUAAUUUAGCCCCCAGAAGCGCUAGUGCAUCUAGUUUGCCUUCUCUUCAAGCGCAUUUCUGAUCUCUGACAGUACUGCACCCUGUGAAAUUCCAACUUUUAGGUGUGUGGUUUGCUGACUAUAGUCGGGAAAAUAUGGCAUAGUACUGAGGGUUCGAUUGUAGAACCAGUUUGUUCAGUGUAGUGCAUGUAUUUGCAUUGUAUGCGUGGCUUUAAUUACAACUGGAUGCUACCACAAACUGUACGAGGUUGUGUUCCCCUGCGACAGCUUUAAAUAUACUAUAGUAGAUUUUGGGGGGCGCUUUGACUCUGGCAAUAUUUGUCAAGCCUUUGGCUUGCGUGUCAUAAUUAUGCAAAAAAAAAAUGUACAGGACAAUGCACCUCUCACGUUUUUGUUGCUGAAUCUUGGAAUGUGUAUUGCUUGGUGCAAUCCUGAGAAAUUAGGUAUGAGUGGGAUUAGGGAGCUUGUUUAAUUCAUAGGUGCAGGUGAAAAAAUUUUGGGGGGGCUCAGAGGACUCAGUGAAGAAGCAAUUAUGGGGAAACAUGUUCAAGACUGCUGCACUUAUGAACCUUGACAUAGUGAUGAUCACGAAAGAAAUCUUAUAUAGACCAUUCUGCUUGGUUGAUUAUCUUAGCAUGUUCAUGCUAGCUCAAUGUGUUUGGCACUGUGUGAUAGUGUCACUGAAUUAUAAUAUGGCUAUAACAAUAUAUUAUUAUUUCUUGCUCUAUAGAUAUUUUAUAUGUUUGUUAGAAGGCAGGUGUACGUGUGAUCUCUAUCGGUAUUGAGUUUGCCACUGUUGCUGUUAAAGCUGCAUGAAAUUCUGUUAUUACUGCAUUCCUCUGUCAAAUGUUAACUUAAAGGAUGAAGUUCAAGAGAGAGAAAGCAGUGUUUAUUUGCCUGUGUUGCUACAGUUUUGAUUCAGCUGGACAAGUAUUUUGUUUUCAGUACGUUUGAUGUAGUUGACGAUGCUCAGUCUGCACUCUGUCAUGUCUCUUUGGUGUGCAUGUUAUAUUGUCAUAUUCAGGACACACAAUGCUGCUGUGAUCCUAUUUUUUGCACAUUGUAAAGUGCACGUUAUACAUGGGUGCUCUCAGAGCACGGUGCCCAUACAAUGUCAGUGUAUUAAAGUACAAAUUGACUCUUGCCUC
This is a messenger RNA of Rhipicephalus sanguineus (brown dog tick), 3946 nucleotides long. RefSeq names its product max-like protein X (gene bigmax). Gene Ontology annotation, biological process: regulation of transcription by RNA polymerase II. Gene Ontology annotation, molecular function: RNA polymerase II cis-regulatory region sequence-specific DNA binding; protein dimerization activity; DNA-binding transcription factor activity, RNA polymerase II-specific. The coding region runs from base 174 to 896 and encodes 240 amino acids. The transcript has 7 exons. The record is from RefSeq and is a predicted model, not a curated record. NCBI's taxonomy places the organism in Eukaryota, Metazoa, Arthropoda, Arachnida, Ixodida, Ixodidae. Gene Ontology annotation, cellular component: nucleus.